Molecule: messenger RNA, 1766 nt
Organism: Acanthochromis polyacanthus (spiny chromis)
Lineage: Eukaryota; Metazoa; Chordata; Actinopteri; Pomacentridae
Exons: 6
Coding region: 254-1207 (317 amino acids)
Biological process (GO): positive regulation of neuron differentiation; negative regulation of Notch signaling pathway
Cellular component (GO): nucleus
Molecular function (GO): transcription corepressor activity; DNA binding
Source: RefSeq, a predicted model, not a curated record
AGUGACAUACACAGUGAAAGACAAAUAUAGUGGCAGUAUUUCACAUGUAUUUAACCGGUAACUUGCUGCGCGGCUGUUGAAAAAUAGCUGUAAUCAAACCAGGAUCUAUGUACUGCACUACUGCAGUAGUACUACUGCUUCCUCUACUACGCAGUAUUUCCAUGUACUGCGCUGUCUUUGUCCUCAGUGCCUGUGUUUACACUUUAUCGUUGAAGUCAGCCUGAACGGCCAGAUUGUCUUCAUCCUUCCCGCGAUGCCACCCAAAAGAGACGCAGGAACAACUUCAACACAACCUGCAGUGAAGAUGGUGAAGAUCGGCAACGUUGUAGAUGCGCCGGAUUUUGGCUGCGAUCCAUUAGAGGACAAGUACAGGUUGGCUGAGGAGAGUGGAUACUCACCUUUUCCCAACAACGAGCCUGAAACCAUUGAAUUUGAUGAAGAAAAUAUUGCCAGCCCAGGCAUCAGGACAGACACCAUCAGCCUCCUUAUGAAAAUAGAACAACUGCAGGCACAACUGAAAUAUGAGCGCAGAUGUAGAAUUCUGGCAGAAAGAGAGCUGAGAGAACUUAAAGAAAUGAACACUCUCAUGAUGCAGAUGAGGCACACAGCUCAUGAGCUACGAGUCACUCUAGAUCAUGUUCUACAAGGAGGCGAGGCAGCAGUUGCGCCAGAAAACGCUGAAGAAAAUAUUUCCUUCCUGACUGAGCCUGAGGCUGAGAUGAGAGCAGUUCAUAACAUACCAGAGGAUGAUCACAGCUUCCUUUAUAUCUCUGAGAAUCUUCGAGUGCCAAAAAGUCUUUAUGAACGCAUUGCCGAAAUCGGAGACUACAAAAAGUACACUUCAGCACUGCUGAUGAUGCUUUUUGACAGAGAAACCCUGGCCACACACUCUCUGCAAGGCCGGAGGAACACCUUUACAGGAGAGGACAGCCACAAGCCUCAGCUCCCUCCUGAGAUUUUGAAAAGCAUAAUUGAUCAUGUUGCUGUCAAGUUUGGCGUUGACUGCAGCCAGAUAAAAACAGCAAUCCGCACAAAGUUGAAUAACGAGGACAAACUAUUGAAGAAGAGGCUGGGGUUGGUCAAAAGUGAAAACAAAGCGAUUAUCGAUCAAGGUUUUUGCCAAGAUCCUUCACUUCUGCCCGAAAAUGAAGUGAUGACAAAUGACCUGCCUGAAAAUGGAGCCAUGAUGAAUGACUCUCAGUUAUAGCCUUCACAGUCUGCCUUCAUCUGUUGGUCACCAGUAUUUCACCUCUGAUAGAAAUGUGUGACAGAUCGCCUUUUUUAAAAAACUAAUUUACAUCUAGUUUAUUCAGUAUUGAAAUCUAGUGCUCGAAGUGUUAAACACUAUGGUAGAAUUCUAUUUUUUUUACUUUAACUGUUGUCUGUCGUACGUUGGAAAAGUGUAACCUGGUUCCGUAGCGCUCUAAAAUGUCACAUGUAAUCUUCGAUGGUAAAAACAAGUUUUCUUAUUUAAAUUUCCGUACUGUACUUGAGACAAUCUGUGGUUGUAUCUUAUCCGGUUUGUGAAAACGGUCUGUGUCGAGCAUUUCUUUCAGUCAGCUGAUGUAAGUAGGACAUUUGAAAAUGUUGCAGUACAAUAGGUUUGUAUCCUGCAGUUACCGAGAAACAGCAUUACAUCAAGCGAUACUGUGUUUCUAGAUUUGCAGUUUUGAAAUAUGCUGUAACUCAUCCUUCUUCCAUGACAUCCGGUUAUCUUGUCUUUGUUGUGCUUCAUUAUGUAAGGGUCAAUAAACAUUUGAAGAUGA